Molecule: messenger RNA, 312 nt
Organism: Schistosoma haematobium
Lineage: Eukaryota; Metazoa; Platyhelminthes; Trematoda; Strigeidida; Schistosomatidae
Exons: 1
Coding region: 1-312 (103 amino acids)
Biological process (GO): nucleosome assembly
Cellular component (GO): nucleosome
Molecular function (GO): protein heterodimerization activity; structural constituent of chromatin; DNA binding
Source: RefSeq, a predicted model, not a curated record
AUGUCUGGUCGUGGUAAAGGUGGUAAGGGUUUGGGCAAAGGAGGAGCCAAGAGACAUCGCAAGGUGUUGCGUGACAACAUCCAGGGUAUCACAAAGCCUGCAAUCCGUCGUCUGGCUCGUCGAGGUGGUGUGAAACGCAUUUCAGGAUUGAUCUACGAGGAGACUCGUGGUGUUCUGAAAGUGUUUCUGGAGAACGUGAUCCGUGAUGCAGUCACCUACACAGAGCACGCUAAGAGGAAGACAGUGACAGCUAUGGACGUGGUGUACGCUUUGAAACGCCAAGGUCGUACUUUGUACGGUUUCGGUGGUUAA